AUGACCACUAUCAUUGUUAGCACAUUUAAUUCAGUGAAGAAUUCUCCUCUGAAAUUACAAAUGGACUCUCCUUUCAGUAUGGUGACAAAGUUCUAUCAGCACGUCCUGGCCUUGGCAUUUGCUGUGAAAGAGAUAAAUGAGAAUCCCAGGAUCCUGCCGAAUGUCACACUCGGGUUCCAUAUCUACGACAGCUACAACAAUGCAAAGAUGACCUACCAAAGCACUCUUGAACUCCUUUUCAAAUCCUGUAAGUUUGUCCCCAACUACAAAUGUGACAACAACAAAAAUCUCAUAAGCAUCAUUGGUGGAUUUGGCUCUGAUACCUCUUUCCAAAUGGCUGAGAUCAUAGGACACUACAAGAUUCCACAGCUCAUCUAUGGCUCAUUUCCUCCAGAGAAAAGUCUCACAAGUCUAACCCGUUCUUUUUACUGCAUGGUUCCCAACUCAGCUCUUCAGUACACAGGGAUUAUCAGACUGCUUAAACAUUUUGGAUGGACGUGGGUUGGGCUCUUUGCAGACGAUGGAAACAGUGGAGAAUCUUUCUUGUAUGACAUAGAAAUCUUGCUUAGACAGAAUGGAAUUUGUGCAGCUUUCACAGAGAGAAUCCCAAAAGAACCUCAUUCAGAUAGUAUUGAUGAAAUGUAUGAGACAUACUUGAGAUUGUAUGCACCCUUCACAGAUAAUACAGUCAGCACAUUUAUAAUGUAUGGAGAAUCUUUGGUAAUCGCAUGGCUGAGAACUGUUAUAUUCAUGCGAGAUCCUGCAGAUCAUGGACUUAGAUCAAUUAGAAAAGUGUGGAUUAUGACAUCUGAGAUUGAUUUCAUAUUAUUUGACUUUCAAAGGGGUUGGGACCUUCAACAUUUCGAAGGUGCCAUUUGCUUCACUAUUCACUCAAAUGAUCCUCUGGGAUUCAAGGAAUAUCUACAGAGUAGAAAAGCUUAUUGUUGCGAGAUGGAUGGAUUUCUCAUGGAUUUCUGGGAGAAAGCAUUUGACUGUAAACUCCCAAAAUCCCAUGUCUCAAUAGAAGGCAGAGAAACCUGCACUGGGGAAGAGACUCUGGAGAGGCUUCCUGGACCUCAGUUUGAAAUGAGGAUGACUGCCCACAGCUACAGUAUAUAUAAUGCUGUCUAUGUUGUGGCCCAUGCUCUUCACGUCAUGUACUCAUAUCGAUCCAACUAUAGAUCGAUGAUGAGCAGAGAAAGGUUUGAACUUCCAGAAGUGCAGCCUUGGCAGUUGCCUCCCCUUUCUGUGUGCAAUGAGCACUGCCACCCGGGAUAUCAGAAGAAAAGGAAGGAAGGAGAACAAUUUUGUUGCUAUGAUUGCCUUCCAUGUCCAGAAGGGAAGGUUUCAAACCAGACUGAUAUUGAUGACUGUUUCAGAUGCCCAGAGCGAGAGCAUGCAAGCAAAGACAGAAAUCAUUGCAUCACUAAGACAAUAACCUUUCUAUCUUACCAAGAGCUUUUAGGAAUUAGUUCAGCCGUGAUUGCUGUUUCCUUUUCCCUGAUCUCAGCCUGGGUUUUGGGAACUUUUAUUAAGCACAGAGAUACGCCCAUAGUCAAAGCCAACAACCGGGACCUCACGUACAUGCUGCUCAUCUCCCUCCUGCUCUGCUUCCUCUCUACGUUGCUGUUUCUUGGAAGACCUAACACAGUGACCUGCCUCCUCCGGCAACCAACAUUUGGCCUUGUCUUCUCAAUGGCUGUUUCUUGUGUGUUGGCAAAAACCAUCACCGUGGUUAUAGCUUUCCUGGCUACCAAACCAGGGUCCAACAUGAGGAGGUGGGUGGGGAAAAAACUGAGCAACUCCAUUGUCCUUUCCUGCACUGUUAUCCAAGCAAGUGUCUGCUCUGUAUGGCUGACCACUGGUCCCUCAUUCCCCGAUUUAGACAUGAACUCUGUCGCAGAGGAAAUCAUUGUGCAAUGUAAUGAAGGCUCCGUUGCAAUGUUUUACUGUGUCCUGGGCUACUUGGGCCUCUUGGCUAUUGGCAGCUUCAUUGUGGCAUUCUUAGCCCGCAAAUUACCAGAUACGUUUAAUGAAGCCAAGUUCAUUACCUUCAGCAUGUUGCUCUUUUGCAGUGUUUGGUUGUCCUUUGUUCCAACCUAUCUGAGCACCAAAGGGAAGUAUAUGGUAGUGGUGGAGAUCUUCUCCAUCCUGUCCUCCAGUGCUGGGUUACUGGGCUGCAUCUUUGCCCCGAAAUGCUACAUCAUAAUGCUGAGACCUCAGAUGAAUAGCAGGGAGCAACUCAUAAGGAGAAAGAAUUGA
Messenger RNA from Lacerta agilis (Sand lizard), 2262 nucleotides. Its product is annotated as vomeronasal type-2 receptor 26-like. Bases 1 to 2262 code for a protein of 753 amino acids. NCBI's taxonomy places the organism in Eukaryota, Metazoa, Chordata, Lepidosauria, Squamata, Lacertidae. Gene Ontology annotation, cellular component: membrane. Gene Ontology annotation, biological process: G protein-coupled receptor signaling pathway. The transcript is spliced from 4 exons. Gene Ontology annotation, molecular function: G protein-coupled receptor activity. The record is from RefSeq and is a predicted model, not a curated record.